Molecule: messenger RNA, 1404 nt
Organism: Mesorhabditis belari
Lineage: Eukaryota; Metazoa; Nematoda; Chromadorea; Rhabditida; Rhabditidae
Source: the annotation of a GenBank genome assembly
AUGCCGGCCUCAUCGCGUGGCCCUCUUUUCGUUUGGGCUUGUUUACCUGAUCAACCCGAUUUGGCUAGAGUGUACACCGUUUUGGCUGGAAUCGGUUGUGAUAAUAUUUCAUUUGUGUCGGAUUUGGCUCGAAUCCCGCUCACAUUACCUCGAGAAGAUUCACCGAUUAAUGAAGGAAAAGAGCAAAUGAUAUUAAAUGGAGAAAUGCUGGGAAAAGAAAUGAAUGAUGGGCAGAGAGGUGGAGGGAUGAGGCCAGCGAGUAGUCACACGGUUAGUGACUCGUCAUGUUCUCGAAGUAUCACUCCUCCAUCGUCAACAAACGAUAAUCCACCACAUCGACAACCAUCACCAAUCAAGAGCGAACCAUCAGAUGAUGUUGAUGUGAAUGACGAGGUUGAUAUCACUCUUGCUUCUCCACAAAUUGAUGAUGACGAUAGUGAGCCAGAGAAAAUGCCGUUGAAUCUUCAUGCGAUCGCUUCUUUUCUCUCAAAUCAACAUGCUCAACACCAAGCCGCAGCAUCGAUCCUUCGAGCAAUGACACCAAAAGAAGAGAUUCCACAAAUCAAUGCAAUGACGCCACAGUCAGAAGCCGGUCCAUCAGUUGAUCUCUCAUUUCUUCGAAAUGUUCCCUCAUCAGAAGGAAAGGAAAAAAGUGUCACUUGCCAGAUAUGUGAGAAAUCGUUUUCCCGAAAUGCUCGAAAUGUCUCCCGGCAUGCUGCUACGCAUUUCCCUCGAGCUGCUGCCAGGUACACUUGCGGGAAAUGUGGCGAGGCUUUUGGACGAAAUGAUCGAGCGAAAUACCAUGUGGACACGAAACACGCGGGAAGAGCCGACUUGCAUGAUAAAGCAAAAGACUCCGAGUACUCAGAGGAAUGGGUGAAAGCCGUCAAGCAGUGUUUCCCCGGAUUCGACUUCUCACCCAGGGACACCCACGCGAGGACACCGAGUAGUGUUGCUGAUGCGGAGAUGGUGGCCGUUUCGCUCGUUUCUACAACAAAUGGCGUUGUUGGAGCGCUUCGUGGAAUGUCAACACCGAAAGGGAAUAGUGGAGAGGUCCAUUGUACGCUCUGCUCGUGGACCCUUUUCCAAAGCUCGCCCACAUCGCAAGCUGUCGAACAUGCCGUCAGUCAUUGCCCACCACAGUAUACUUGUUCCCAAUGCGGUGAACAAGCGGAGAAGAAAGCCGCGCUCGAGUCCCACAUCUCGUCUCGACAUCACGGAAAUGCGCAACUCAUCGAUUCAAGCACUAAGGGUGAGCCUCAAUUACGCGAAUUGGCACUGAUGUGUUUCCCAUCACGAGCCAACGAUAUGGAUAAAGCUUUCGAGGAACGCGCGAAGACUGUCUCAAAGAAGAGAAGAAUCGAUUCACUGAUUGAGAGCAAGAAAAAAGUGAUGAAGGCUGGC